Molecule: messenger RNA, 4247 nt
Organism: Capra hircus (goat)
Lineage: Eukaryota; Metazoa; Chordata; Mammalia; Artiodactyla; Bovidae
Gene: GRM7
Product: glutamate metabotropic receptor 7
Exons: 11
Coding region: 270-3038 (922 amino acids)
Biological process (GO): regulation of synaptic transmission, glutamatergic; G protein-coupled glutamate receptor signaling pathway
Cellular component (GO): membrane
Molecular function (GO): group III metabotropic glutamate receptor activity
Source: RefSeq, a predicted model, not a curated record
UGCUGGGCUGUUGGAGAGCUCGAGCUGCAAGCCGCGGAGCUCGAGCGCGAGCGCGGCGCGCCGGCCGGGGAACCCCAGAGCGCACGGCACCCCAAGCUGGCAGGCUCCGCGGGGCCCCCUACCCUCGCCGGCUGCCCCUCCCCGGGCGCCCCCACCGUCCUCGCCAGCGGGAGCUCCUGGGCUUCCCACGAGAAGCUCACCCCAAGGAGCCCGAACCCCGGCGAGCCCGCCACCGUCCCCUCCAGCGCCGCCGCAGCCGCUGGAGCAGCAUGGUCCAGCUGGGGAAGCUGCUCCGCGUCCUGACUUUGAUGAAGUUCCCCUGCUGCGUGCUGGAGGUGCUCCUGUGCGCGCUGGCGGCGGCGGCGCGCGGCCAGGAGAUGUACGCCCCGCACUCCAUCCGGAUCGAGGGGGACGUCACCCUUGGGGGGCUGUUCCCGGUGCACGCGAAGGGUCCCAGCGGAGUGCCCUGCGGCGACAUCAAGAGGGAGAACGGGAUCCACAGGCUGGAAGCGAUGCUCUAUGCCCUGGACCAGAUCAACAGCGAUCCCAACCUGCUGCCCAACGUGACGCUGGGCGCGCGGAUCCUGGACACUUGUUCCAGGGACACUUACGCGCUCGAACAGUCGCUCACUUUCGUCCAGGCGCUCAUCCAGAAGGACACCUCCGACGUGCGCUGCACCAACGGCGAGCCUCCAGUUUUCGUCAAGCCGGAGAAAGUAGUUGGAGUGAUUGGGGCUUCGGGGAGUUCGGUCUCCAUCAUGGUAGCCAACAUCCUGAGGCUUUUCCAGAUCCCCCAGAUUAGUUAUGCAUCAACGGCACCCGAGUUAAGUGAUGACCGGCGCUAUGACUUCUUCUCUCGUGUGGUCCCUCCCGAUUCCUUUCAAGCCCAGGCCAUGGUAGACAUCGUAAAAGCCCUGGGUUGGAAUUACGUGUCUACUCUUGCAUCAGAAGGAAGUUACGGAGAGAAAGGUGUGGAAUCCUUCACCCAGAUAUCCAAAGAGGCAGGUGGGCUCUGCAUUGCCCAGUCCGUGAGAAUCCCCCAGGAACGCAAAGACAGGACCAUUGACUUUGACAAAAUUAUCAAGCAGCUCCUGGACACCCCCAACUCCAGGGCCGUCGUCCUUUUUGCCAACGAUGAGGAUAUCAAGCAGAUCCUUGCAGCAGCCAAAAGAGCUGACCAAGUAGGCCACUUCCUCUGGGUGGGAUCAGACAGCUGGGGAUCCAAAAUCAACCCGCUGCACCAGCAUGAAGACAUCGCAGAAGGAGCCAUCACCAUUCAGCCCAAGCGAGCAACUGUGGAAGGGUUUGAUGCCUAUUUUACAUCCCGCACACUUGAAAACAACCGAAGAAACGUAUGGUUUGCCGAAUACUGGGAGGAAAACUUCAACUGCAAGCUGACGAUUAGUGGGUCAAAGAAGGAAGACACAGACCGCAAGUGCACAGGACAGGAGAGAAUUGGGAAAGACUCCAACUAUGAGCAGGAGGGUAAAGUUCAGUUUGUGAUUGACGCAGUGUAUGCGAUGGCUCACGCCCUUCACCACAUGAACAAGGAUCUCUGUGCUGACUACCGGGGUGUCUGUCCAGAGAUGGAGCAGGCUGGGGGCAAGAAGUUGUUGAAGUAUAUCCGCAAUGUGAAUUUCAAUGGUAGCGCGGGCACCCCAGUCAUGUUUAACAAGAAUGGGGAUGCCCCUGGGCGUUACGACAUCUUCCAGUAUCAGACUACGAACACCUCCAACCCCGGCUACCGACUGAUCGGACAGUGGACAGAUGAACUGCAGCUCAACAUAGAGGACAUGCAAUGGGGUAAGGGAGUGCGGGAGAUCCCCGCCUCUGUGUGCACGAUGCCCUGCAAGCCUGGGCAAAGAAAGAAGACGCAGAAGGGAACUCCUUGCUGCUGGACCUGUGAGCCCUGCGAUGGCUACCAGUACCAGUUCGAUGAGAUGACAUGCCAGCAUUGCCCCUACGACCAGCGGCCCAAUGAAAACCGAACUGGCUGCCAGGAUAUCCCCAUCAUCAAACUGGAGUGGCACUCGCCUUGGGCUGUCAUCCCCGUCUUUCUUGCCAUGCUGGGGAUCAUCGCCACCAUAUUUGUCAUGGCCACAUUCAUCCGCUACAACGAUACUCCCAUCGUUCGGGCGUCCGGGCGGGAACUGAGCUACGUUCUGUUGACGGGCAUCUUUCUCUGCUACAUCAUCACCUUCCUGAUGAUAGCCAAACCCGAUGUGGCGGUGUGUUCUUUCCGGAGAGUUUUCUUGGGCUUGGGUAUGUGCAUCAGCUAUGCAGCCCUCUUGACCAAAACCAAUCGGAUUUACCGCAUAUUUGAACAGGGCAAGAAAUCAGUGACAGCCCCCAGACUCAUAAGCCCAACGUCACAGCUGGCGAUCACUUCCAGUUUAAUAUCAGUUCAGCUUCUCGGCGUUUUCAUAUGGUUCGGUGUUGACCCACCUAACAUCAUCAUAGACUAUGAUGAACACAAGACGAUGAACCCCGAGCAGGCCCGGGGGGUUCUCAAGUGUGACAUUACGGACCUACAGAUCAUCUGCUCCCUGGGAUAUAGCAUCCUUCUCAUGGUCACGUGCACUGUGUAUGCCAUCAAGACUCGGGGUGUCCCAGAGAACUUUAAUGAAGCCAAGCCCAUCGGAUUCACCAUGUACACGACAUGUAUAGUUUGGCUUGCCUUCAUUCCCAUUUUUUUUGGCACCGCUCAAUCAGCGGAAAAGCUCUACAUACAAACCACCACGCUUACAAUCUCCAUGAACCUAAGUGCAUCAGUGGCGCUGGGGAUGCUAUACAUGCCGAAAGUGUACAUCAUCAUUUUCCACCCUGAACUCAAUGUCCAGAAACGGAAGCGAAGUUUCAAGGCAGUGGUCACGGCAGCCACCAUGUCAUCACGGCUGUCGCACAAGCCCAGUGACAGACCCAACGGUGAGGCCAAGACAGAGCUUUGUGAAAACGUAGACCCAAACAACUGUAUACCACCAGUAAGAAAGAGUGUACAAAAGUCUGUUACUUGGUACACUAUACCACCAACAGUAUAGCUUUUGCCUGCCUUCCAAAAGGCCCUGCUGCAAAAAAGAAGUAUGUCAGUUAUAAUAACCUGGUUAUCUAACCUGUUCCAUUCCAUGGAACAACGGAGGAGAACAACCCUCAGUUAUUUUGUCAUCCAACCUGGCAUUGGGCUCUUUUGGUCCAGCCUGCUGCCCAUCACCGGAGGAGCAUCCCCGGCCAGGAGACCAACGGUAGAGGAUCCAAGUGUCCUACACAGCUGCUUUAUGAAAUAUUCUUACUUUAUCUUGGCUUAAUAAGUCACUGGCAUCAGCACUGCCAACUCGGCUGCAACUCUGGACUUUCCCUACCAAAGGGAGCAUUGAGACUCAAGUCCCACCCAGGCUCUUGAGGUUGAACCCCUUGAGAGCCUCAAUGACCGUUUUGGGGGCUGCCCAGUCUUUCUACGUCUGUACUUCCAGGCUGCAAGGUUUUGAAAUUUUCUGUACAGUUUGUGAGGACUUUUGCACUUUGCCAUCCAAUGUUGUACCUCGGUUCACUGUUUUGUUUUCGAAUGCCCUGUUUUCAUAGAACCCUAUUCUUUCAGAUGGCGGGAUCUUUGGGGAAAACUUUGAAACAAUUAAAAUUUUAAAAGGCUCUCGGCAGACUAAAAAGGAAAAACGUAUGUACAUGACUGUAAAAUUAUGAUUAUAGUACCGCUGCAAAUCAUGUUAUUUUUUUUAAGACAAAAAAAAAAGAUAUUUAAAGACCAAAAACUGUGCUGAGAAAAGUAUACCCUACCUGUCUUUGGUAUGAGAUAGGUCACAAGGGAAAACGGUAUUGGCUGAACGGAAUAGAGGUCUUGAUCUUGGGAAUGCAUGCCAGUAAUGUGUUUUUACAGUACACGUUACUCAAUUAUGUUCAAUAUUUGUAUUUGUGUUCCCUUUUGUUACUUUACUUAGGAUAUGGGUAUUUUGCAAUAAUUUUAAUAAUGAUUAAACUAUUUGAAGGAAAGAAUAUGGAUUUUUCAAGUCUUGAGGUUUGGUUCAUGCCCCCCUAUGACUGAUCAGUGUGAUAAGGACUUUAAAAAAAGAGCAUGUAUGUUUUUUACUGUUUGUAAGAAGUACUUUCGUUAAUCCUGCUGCUCAUGUGCCAAUUUAGUGGAGAAACACCCUUGCUGAAAAAUCCCCCUUUCCAUUCUCUUUCAAUUCUGUGAUAUUGUCCAAGAAUGUAUCAAUAAAAUACUUUGGUUAACUUUUUUA